GGAGAGGUUGAGUGCAGAAGGAGACAACCAGCCACCAUACAAACCAAACAAGAGGCUUUCAAUAAUUACCUGCGUCUGAUUUACAGGCAACCCCCUGAUAUGAGAAUCGAACUAGAUGAAGUGCAACUCUUGUAUACUAAAGAGGAGGAUGAGAAGGGGAGGGAAGAGGCUGACAUUCAUCUUAUAACCAUCAUAGAGACUCCAUCUACAAAGAAGAGCCCUCUUCCACCCACAACAGCAGCAAAGAAACUCAGAGAAAAAAUAUACCCUCCACCAAAGCCCCUUCCACCAAUAGACCGUCGUACACCCCCUCUGACUCCACCCUCCGAGUCUGCACCACCUUCACCACCCCUUGCCCCACUCACCCCUGUACCACCCUCACCCAUCAUAGAGACUCCAUCUACACAGAAGAGCCCUCUUCCACCCACACCAACAGCAGAUAAACUCAUAUACCCUACCCUUCCUCCAAUAAAGCGUCCUACACCCCCACCGACUCCACCCUCCGAGUCUGCACCACUUUCACCGCCCCCUGCCCCACCCUUUCCACCUAAACAACCCACAUCCUUGCCUCCUCCACCCUCGUCAUCAUAUCUGCCAGAGUUCCUCCUGCAGUUUGUGGAUGAGCAGUGGUUUCAAAAGAUAUUCCCUGAUCUGAGUUGUGUUUCAAGUUCUUUUGGCCCCAAGGAAUUCUGCAUGCAUCUGUUGGACUUCAUGAUGUUUUGCAGCAUGGCUCAGAAGAAUAGUAUUGUCAAUGCGUUACUCAUGUUAAUUCAGCAGGAGGUGUUAGACAAAGAAUCUCUCAGCAGAGGAUUGCUGGUUUGCCUGCAAAAUUGCAUUAACGAAAACAUGACAAGGGAGGAACAGCAUUUUGCCGGUGAGCUGCUAAAUUUGAUGGUAUAUCUGAGUCCUGACAGUUUUGACACCAUUGUGGAGCUACUCGCCAUGUUGGCAGAUAAACAAGUUGAUCUUAAGGCUUUAGUUCUGUGUAUAUUGCAAAAGUUGGGUGUGGAGGACGCUGAACUGUGGUUAUGUCCAGAAUUAGAUUCCUGGGACUCUCUGAGAGAGCAUCAGCAUAACCAGCACUGCGUUCUUCGAGAUAUGGCCAGCCACUGGCUGCUUAGCUGGACCAGAAAGUACAGGGUGCACAAAGGGUCUGUGUUCCUGCGCAGUGAAGGAGUAGCAGAUGGGAGUUUUACUUACUCAAACAUGUUCUAA
This is a messenger RNA of Megalobrama amblycephala (Wuchang bream), 1215 nucleotides long. RefSeq names its product cleavage and polyadenylation specificity factor subunit 6-like. Lineage: Eukaryota; Metazoa; Chordata; Actinopteri; Cypriniformes; Xenocyprididae. The record is from RefSeq and is a predicted model, not a curated record. Bases 100 to 1215 code for a protein of 371 amino acids. The transcript has 8 exons.